Lates calcarifer (barramundi perch) is the source of this 1532-nucleotide messenger RNA. Its product is annotated as sterile alpha motif domain-containing protein 9-like. Lineage: Eukaryota; Metazoa; Chordata; Actinopteri; Centropomidae. Gene Ontology annotation, molecular function: protein binding. The record is from RefSeq and is a predicted model, not a curated record. Bases 198 to 1532 code for a protein of 444 amino acids. The transcript has 4 exons. Gene Ontology annotation, cellular component: cytoplasm.
UCAGCUGUGUUAGAAAAGAAGCAGUUCUACAGAGUGACCAUGUUGUCCUAGAAAGAGCACUCUCUGAAACAGAGAAGCAAAAAUUUAAUGAGAAAAAGGAAGAGCUCAGUAGUAGGUACAGUGAUAAAUACCAGGAAUUCCAUGGCUUUAACAUAAUACAAACUAAUUUCUCUCAAGCCUACGUCAGACAAGCAUGCAUGGUAUUCUCCGAAGUUCGAAGAGCAAACAGACCAUUGAAGAAUCAGCUUGCUGCCUUCUUAUCCCUGCUGAGUGCCUAUGUACCAGAUUCAUAUCUCCUGGAGUCUCAGUGCCUGGAUUUCUUCAAACAUGAUGACUCCAUCCAUGGACACCUUUCUCUGGAGGACAGAAUGCAGCCCUUCAGUCAUCUAAUCAUCACCUACCAACAAGAUAAAACAUCUGAGAGAAGAGUCCGCAUGGCUCACCCUAUGAUAGCACAGUGUUGUACUGAACUGAUGGCUGAGGCAGGUGUGACCAGAAGUGACACAGCAAGAAACCUCUUGACCCGUUUUUGCAGGGCUGAGUUUCCUCCAUAUUUGCUUGGUUUUGUCAAAUACAUGUUGACCAAAAGAGAAAUGAAAACAGAGGAGAAUCCAAUCGAUAACACAGAGAUUAAAGAGGACAGAGAAAGGUUUUCUAGACUGAUUCUAGAUAUUCAAGACACAGAGGACAGUGUUGAGAGUGCAUCAGUUUUAAAGUUGGCAUCAAAUAAAUUUGAGCAAAAUCCAUUUUUUCCUCAAGCACUUGCUCGUGUUUAUUACCUAGAACUGAAAGACUACAGUAAGGCUGAAAUAUGGGCAAAAAAAGCAAAAGAAAGAGAUUCCCACAAUUCACAUAUUGCUGAUACACUGGGCCAAGUCCAUAAGAACCAUCUGAAGAGCAAAAAAGAGUCUUCUGACAAUCAAACAGAAAUUUUGCAACUUGCGAAAAAGGCUAUUGAAGCUUUUAAAGAUGAAGAACGGCUUGCUGAAAAUGACAUCGAAGGUGGGACAAAAGUCAGGACCAAAGUCUCACGUGUUUUUAACACCAGAGGGCAGCUUGGUUACCUGCAGGUACCUUCACCACUGUUUUUCAUUGGAAAAGGUCGAGGUCUGAGCAGAAUUGUUCACAGAGAAGUCCUGGAGAGAUUAUUUCUUGGGCAAAACAAGGGAGCAAAACGAGAUUUGAGCAACUGGAACCAUGAGAAGAUUUUCCUAAAUCCCAUGGUUCAAGAGCACCUUCUCAGAGUUGAAGGGGUGGUACGAAACUACAGCGUAUUUGCAGCUAUUGGAGACAAUGAGAUUGAGGUGGAUGCGAACCUGAGAAACAGCCUCUGGAGGCCACGCCAAGUUUCCUUUUAUCUUGGAUUUACCAUCAGAGGUCCUGUGGCCUUUGGCAUCCGGACCAAAACUGCAGAAAAGGGGCCCUCUGGAAGGUUGAAGCUUGGACCUUGGGGCAGAGAAACAGACUCCAGUGAUUGGACUACUGUGAAACCAGAGGUCAACGGGCUGCAUGAGGUUCAUACCUAUAGGUAA